This is a messenger RNA of Plasmodium knowlesi strain H, 1674 nucleotides long. RefSeq names its product conserved protein, unknown function. The transcript has 2 exons. Gene Ontology annotation, cellular component: nucleus. Gene Ontology annotation, molecular function: transcription coregulator activity; RNA polymerase binding. The record is from RefSeq and is a predicted model, not a curated record. The coding region runs from base 1 to 1674 and encodes 557 amino acids. Lineage: Eukaryota; Apicomplexa; Aconoidasida; Haemosporida; Plasmodiidae.
AUGGAGGAAGACACUGUUCCUGUGGAGGAAGCCUCUUCGGCUUCGGAAGCACCGCGACCUGGGAGAUACGACCACCUGUCCAAAGAAAUGCAGGAGUUCUACGUGGGCGUGCCAUACAGCUGGGAAUACGUGGAGGACAGCAGGGGGUGGUUCAUCAUCGAGACGAGCAAAGGAUAUAAAUUCUACUUCAACAAAAAAACGAGCGAAAAGACGUGGAAGUGCCCAAAGGAGAUAGAAAUUUUGCUGAAUAAAAAGCAAAGUGUUAAUCCAGUUUGUGAAUCAGGGGAGAGAAACCCUACAGGGGAUGAUCACCUUCAUGGUAUAAUGGAAAUUGACUCACACACAAGGGGGAUUAAUUCAAGUGAUCUAUCCAACAUAACAAGGGGACAAGGGAAACAAGAGAAAGAAAAUAUGGAACAAAUUCUCAUGGACUAUAAAAACCUUCUCAUCGAAAAAAACAUAGAUCAAUUUUGUAGAUAUGAAAACGUGUUGGCUCACCUUCUCUAUGAUGAAAGGUACCUGAAGGUACCAAAGGAACUGAGGAAGGAAUAUUUUAAUAAUCUUGUAAAGGAAAUUGACUGUGACAGAAGAAGAGAGCUCAAAAUGUUAGUAGAGAAUUUCCAAAGUUUAUUGUGUAAGAUGGAAGGUGAACUUCGGUACCCCUUUCAAGAGGCAGACGCCAUAUCCAUUUUGAGGGGUGAAAAAGCAUUCAAAGGGAAUGGAACAAAAAAUUGGAAUGCGACAAGGAUCAAAUUGUUAAGGGAGUUUUUACAAAAGAAAAAAAAAAACAUGGAAAGAGAAACGGAGGAAAAAUUGGAACAAGUUUUACUUGACGCCUUGAGAGGGGAAAGUCCAGGGGCGUGGAUUAAAAUAAAAAAUAAUUUACUACGAAAUAGCAAGUAUGACAUUUUAUCCUUUGAAAAAAAAAACCAAAUAUUUCAAAGUGUAAGUCAAAAGUUGUUGGCCAAGCGGAAAGGAGAAAAUCGACAUGGAGAUUCCCUCUCAGGUACUAUGCGGUCGAAUUAUCGUGCGAAUACGAUUAAUGACGAGAGAAAUGUUUUUGUGAGCCUCCUGCAUGAGAAGGUAAAACACCCAGUUAUAGACGAAGCCAUUUUGAAGCAAGACUCAUUUACGGCAAAAAAGGUCGACUCCUUUGAGGAGGCCAUGAAAAUUCCUACUGACCUCACAACAGAUGACAGGUACAAAAAUAUACGUCUAACGGAUACGGAAAAAUUAAACUUAUACAGAGAAUUUAUUAUAAGCUACAUAAAUAUGAAGAAAGACACAUUCGAAAAAAUGCUUCAUGAACUUCCAAUAAAUUAUAUGAACGAUUCUGUGGAUGACAUUAUAAAGAUGGUUGAUAAGAAUGACAGAAUCUUUAAGUCCUUACCAUCAGUACAUUUGGAAAAUGUGUUCUCAAAAUGGAGAACAUACAAAAUUAAGGAAGCUAAAAAAAUGUUUGCAGAUUUUUUGAAGAAAUCCAAUUGGGUUAAACACGACUCCGAUGAGCAGAGCAACUACGAUGCGCUCCUCAAACUUCUGUCGCAGGACAUCAGCUACCAACGACUCAAGUGCGUACCCGCAGAGAGAGAAGAAAUGGUGAUGAAGCGCAUAAGGGAGUUAAAGGAAGAGCACAAGAAGAAUAAGAACUUAGCAGAAAGGCUGAACCGUUGA